Telopea speciosissima is the source of this 867-nucleotide messenger RNA. RefSeq names its product DCC family protein At1g52590, chloroplastic. The coding region runs from base 142 to 705 and encodes 187 amino acids. Lineage: Eukaryota; Viridiplantae; Streptophyta; Magnoliopsida; Proteales; Proteaceae. The record is from RefSeq and is a predicted model, not a curated record. Gene Ontology annotation, molecular function: protein-disulfide reductase activity. The transcript is spliced from 6 exons.
AUGAUUUCCACGUGGCGUCUAAGCUGUGAAGCCAUCUAAACUGUUACAACCGUUACCAACUGAGCUAGUCCGUGUAAACAAAGGAACGCAAAUCCAGAGAGGUCGGCCGGUCGGGAUUGGACGGAAAGAUUUUCCAGUUCAAUGGCGGCGCUUCUUCUACAUACCACAGCUACAGGUAUAGCUAUAGCUCCUAAUGGGUGCGUACGGUCGCGCGUCUCACGGCCGGCGUAUAUUAGACGCUCAUCAGUGUCUCCAUUUGCUACGCUCUCUCCUCCUCGUGGUCGCAGCGAUUCCACCAUUGAUUGGGUGGAGGCAACUUCAAGCUUCUUCGAUCAAGACACCAGACCCAUCAUGCUAUUCGACGGUGUAUGCAACUUAUGUAAUGGAGGUGUGAGGUUCGUCCGUGAGAACGACCGAGACAGAAAGAUAAGAUUCGAAGCUCUCCAAAGUGAAUCAGGGAGGAAACUGCUGAGAAGAUCUGGAAGAUCACCUGAUGACAUUUCAAGUGUUGUACUAGUUGAAAAGGAAAGAUCAUAUAUCAAAUCAGAUGCAGUGCUGAAGAUAAUGGAGUACAUUAACCUGCCUUUCCCCCAAUUAGCAUUCUUUUUACAGUUUGUACCUAUGUUCAUGCGGGAUUUUGUAUAUGACAAUGUUGCAAACAACCGAUAUGCAAUCUUUGGUCGCUCAGAUUCAUGUGAGAUAUAAAUCAGUCUAGUUCUACCAUUACCGAUUUAGUAUCUGUAUAUUGGAGAAAACUCAGGAGAAUGUAUCUUAUUGUCAAGAAAGAAGAAGUUGCAGUUCUCUGUACUGGUAUCAGAUUUAGGUGCCAUGUAUAAGUUGUACAAAGAAUAUAGAAUGAAUUUCAGA